Messenger RNA from Nannochloropsis gaditana CCMP526, 1667 nucleotides. RefSeq names its product phytanoyl- dioxygenase superfamily protein. The record is from RefSeq and is a predicted model, not a curated record. The transcript has a single exon. The annotation marks the transcript as partial.
AGAGGGACGGUGGAAGGACAGGGAGAGGAGAGGGAGGAAGAAAGAGGGAUUGACGCGACAGAUGACGAGCAGCCGCUGUAUGCCCAUCCCCACGGACCCUUCGACCCCCGGCGCGGCUAUUUCUACCUGGACCGGUGUGGUUUCCGUGUGCCUGAUCGCAUCAGUGCACAACAUGCCAAGGGGAAACGGCCUCUGCAACGCUCGCUCACUCCCCACCUCGAUUGUUGCCCGGCAGCGCUCUAUACCUCGGACAAGGCGGUCCCACGCUGGCGCCCCGUCCAGAGCUUCGUGGCCCUCACAGACAAUUUGGGGCCUCAGACCGGCGGCUUUGAAUGCGUGAAAGGCUGGCAUCGGACCUUCCAGAGCUGGGCGGACCAUCGACCGACCUGUCGUCAAACGGGGAAAGCCGCGCCUUGCGUCGGCGACUUCACCCCCAUCCGUCCCGUGGAAGACGCCGAGGUGAUUGCUCGCUUUGCUCCUGUCUACUACCAGGCUGGAAGCGUCAUAGCCUUCGAUUGGCGCAUCCCCCAUGCCAACGCCACGCACCAUGUCGGGUUGGAACCUCGGCAAGUCAGCUACGCCAGUUUUCUUCCCGAUGUGCCGGUGAACCGGGAAUAUGCCCGGCGCCAAGCUCAACGGUUUUACAACGGGUUGCAGCCGGACGACCAAUGGAAAGAAAAUUCCGACAGUAAAGAGGUAUAUGGCGAUGGCUCUGUCUUCGAGUUCUCCGACUUAGGGCGCCGCUUGCUGGGAUUCGGUGCGGAGGAAGUGAGUUUACGUGCUGAAAAUGAAUUCGGAGCUCUAGAAAGAGGCGAUGCGGGCAGAGAGGACAAUUUGUGCAGAUUCUCAGGACGUAGACAGCCGGGAGAUCCUUGUAGUGCGGGACAGAAAAGGGAAUGUGGGAAACAAGGGCGUACCUAGAGGUUUUUCGCAAAAUUCUCAAUGUUUUCUUAAAAAAGCUUAUUAGAUUGCCUGCAUUACAGGAAAGGAAUGCAAUAUAGCUAAAGCCCUGGAUUGGACCGUACGAAAUCGUCCUGUCCAGGGGUUUGCUAAUCCAUCGGAGACUCCUUUCUUGUGAAAUGGACAAUAUAAUCAAGCUCCUGUACGAUAGACACGUUGGCAGGGAUACAAAGCAAAUGUAGGACUAUGAUCGCUGUUGUCCAGGAAAGUUUGCUUCCUGUAAAUUUCUUUUCCACAUCCAAGGGGCACAAAUUUUGUCCUCCACAAGCGGCUACUCUUUUACGAAGAGCGAUCCCACAUUCGUCAGUGAUGUGCCAUCUUGUACUGCAGUCCACAGUACUUGCAGGUUGCAACUUCCUCCCCCACUGUGUUGAGCUGGAUGUACUCGAUCGGGUGACCCAUGCCCCCUCCCCCUCCAUCGCACAACGCCACCGUCCCAUGCACCUCUGUCACCGGGAACUGUGCGACAAGUUCUUCGGCAUUACUUCGGUGCGCGCCGUGAGUGUACGGAGAGUUGCUGGGGUUUGAAGGCGGGGACGAGGAUGGGGGAACAGAGAAGCAACGCCGCGAAGGGGCGCUCAUGAUAGCGGGCGCAUGCACUCUGCGCUGAACCCGGAAGGCUGUCUUUACAGUAGCGAGCUGCCGUGUAAUUGAAUUGCGCAGCAUGAUUUCCUGAUGUGUGUGCUGCGAUCCUGUGCCCUGUGUUU